AAACGUCCUUUAGUCGUGUUUGUAUUUCCGACAGUUACAAAAUUUAAAUUAUUUAAAUUAAGUAUUGAUGUCACAAGUGACAAUUUGUUGGUUCAACGGUAAGGUUUUGUGUCUCACUGUAAGGUGAUCUCGCUGGUAGCCGUCAUAACAGUGAGAGACGCGCUUUGGUGCACAGCGCAUGCGCCUUCAACUGGCGCAAUAACGAGGCUCUUUUUCAAAAUCGACGAGCCCUAAAUAUAAAGUGGAUCAUCAAAUUAAUACCAAAGCAGGUACUUAGUGCCUAGUAAAUCUUGUUUUGUAAACUAGUUUUGUUUCGAGUGAAAGGACCAGUCUCGAGAACCGUCUUCAUCGUGUUUAUGUAUUUUAUAGCAUCUCGGCAGCUUUGAUUCUAUGAUCUCAUCAUUAAAUAAACUUAAAACAUGGGAACUUUGGAAAUAAAUCACGCUGGAUUCAAAGAAGAUUUGUUCGAGUCAACAGCAGACCCAAGUGUUUCCAUGAUCGCAGAAGAGGUUCCAUCUCUCACUGUGGCCACCAUUCUGGGAGUUACAGUUGUUAUUCUCAUCGCCAUUAUCGUGGUCUUCGUUUUAGGAGUCCUCAUCGAUUGGCGCCAGCAGCGACUCAUGGACAAAAGGAUAGGUGAAGUGAAAAGAAUGAAAACCCAUAGAAAGAAGAACACUAAUGCAGAUCUGGAUGAUGUUAGUAUAGCAAACAACAUGGAGGAACCAAGCAUAAGUGCAGCGCCAGCUGAAUCUCUGCGGCAUUUACCAUAGUUUACAAGUUGAAUUUCAUUGAAUCAAAAAAACUCUAUACUUGCUACCCGCACCUACUUAAAGCGUACGUUGAAGACGUGCAAUAGUAGGUAUUAGGUAAAAGUAACUACUGAGCACUGGUUUCGUUUCAAAUUGCAAUCUAAAACAUUAAAGAUUGACAAGCCAGUUGUCAUUGCAUUGACUAGUCAAUUGUCACGUUAUUUUUGAAGUAGCAAUACUUAUAAAACUCGCUAUUUACUAAUGCUACUCGGUGAAUUAAAUUAAGUCGCUUUCGUUUUUUAGGAAAUUUAGAAAGGUUUUUUUAAACGCGACUAUUUGUAGUUUCUGAGAUUUUUAUGAGGUGUUUUCAUGCAAAUUAUCUUUUCUUUAAAACAAUGUUUUCGUUAUACAGACCAUAUUAUAUCUUUUAUAUGAAUAUCUCAAUAGUUUUAGUCGCAUUCACGGCUCUCGUAAUACUAUCCUGAUAAUUACCUAUUGUAUUACAAAGGAUCGACCGAAGUAAAUUGUUUUACAACGACUGUUAAAACUUUUUGUUUCACUAGCCGGAACGUAAAAAUAAAAUUGAGUAGGUAGGUAUUUUUCCUUUGUAAUUAAUUUACAACAAUAUUAUCUAUUGAUUUAUUCCGAACUUAUAAUGUUUCUUUCUAAAAUAAAGUGCCUGGAUAUUUAUUGACUUAAGCGAUCGGUCCUGUUAUGACGGCCAU
Pararge aegeria (speckled wood butterfly) is the source of this 1474-nucleotide messenger RNA. RefSeq lists its product as uncharacterized. NCBI's taxonomy places the organism in Eukaryota, Metazoa, Arthropoda, Insecta, Lepidoptera, Nymphalidae. Bases 420 to 770 code for a protein of 116 amino acids. The transcript has 4 exons. The record is from RefSeq and is a predicted model, not a curated record.